Megalops cyprinoides (Indo-Pacific tarpon) is the source of this 2784-nucleotide messenger RNA. Its product is annotated as solute carrier family 12 member 9-like. The record is from RefSeq and is a predicted model, not a curated record. The coding region runs from base 1 to 2784 and encodes 927 amino acids. Gene Ontology annotation, biological process: cell volume homeostasis; chloride transmembrane transport; potassium ion homeostasis. Gene Ontology annotation, cellular component: membrane. The transcript has 13 exons. Lineage: Eukaryota; Metazoa; Chordata; Actinopteri; Elopiformes; Megalopidae. Gene Ontology annotation, molecular function: potassium:chloride symporter activity.
AUGACGGAGCGGACGCCACUCCUGAACUAUCGUCUCUCAAUUAGCGUCCAUGAGUCGGAAAACCUGCCCAUCCCCGCUGGGAGCACGGCGAAGCCGUCCCCGGCGGUAUACCGGCGGAAAAUGGCCAACGUCCAGCCGCAGAAACUUUCCACCUUUUUCGGCGUAGUUAUACCAACUUUACUCUCAAUGUUCAGCGUCGUUCUCUUUCUCAGAAUUGGGUUUGUGGUGGGCCAGGCUGGGCUGUACCAGACCAUCGCCAUGUUCGUGGUGGCGUACUUUAUCAUCAGUAUGACUGUGCUUUCAAUCUGUGCCAUCUCCACCAACGGGGCGCUGGAUGCUGGGGGAGCCUACUACAUGAUCAGCCGCGCCCUCGGACCAGAGUUUGGGGGCAGCAUUGGGAUCAUGUUCUUCUUCGCCAAUGUGUGCGCCAGCGCCCUGUACGUGCUGGGGCUAGUCGAGGCCAUUCUUGCGUCUUUUGGCAUUCCAGAGGAUGGGAUGGUGGCCGCUGUGAAUGCCCAGCGGGUCCUGCCGGGGGGUUACUGGUGGUCCCUGCUCUACGGGACGGGCAUCCUCCUGCUCUGCCUUGUGGUCUGCCUGGUGGGCGCCGACAUCUACGCCAAGGCCACCUUCCUCAUCUUCCUCAUCGUCAUGCUGGUGCUGGGCAUAAUCUUCAUCAGCUUCUUCGCCGUCAGCCCCCGGGUGGUGCUCCUGCCCCCGCCUGCUCUCAACUCCUCCGGCCCCGUCAGCGCCAACUUCACCGGCUUCAAGCUGGACACCCUGCUGGGCAACCUUAUGGGUGAUUACACAGUGGACUACACCACGGGCACCAUGAUGACUUUCGCCACAGUCUUUGCGGUAUUGUUCAAUGGCUGCACUGGAAUCAUGGCUGGAUCCAACAUGUCAGGGGAUCUGAAGAACCCCAGUUACUCCAUUCCCCGUGGGACCAUCACCGCUGUCAUCUUCACCUUCAUAAUCUACAAUCUGCUGAGUCUGCUGGUGGCCUGCUCUUGCGAUCGUAUUCUGCUGCAGAGGGAUUACAGUUUUCUGGGGGAUAUUAACAUCUGGCAACCCUUCGUGACAAUCGGCUUGUACUCAUCCACCCUGUCUGCCGCCAUGAGUAACCUGAUCGGGGCGUCCCGUAUCCUGUACGCCCUGGCGCGGGAUGACCUGUUCGGCAGAGCUCUGUCCCCAGCGAAGAUGACCUCUCUGAGCGGGAACCCCUGGAUGUCCGUGCUCAUUUCCUGGUUCCUGACCCAGCUGGUGCUGUUUGCAGGGAAGCUGAACACCAUCGCCAGUGUUGUUACCAUCUUCUUCCUGCUGGUGUAUGCUGCUGUGGACCUGGCCUGCCUGGCGCUUGAGUGGGCAUCAGCACCUAACUUCAGGCCCACGUUCCGGUACUUCACCUGGCACACCUGUGUGCUGGGAAUUCUGGGAUGCGCAGUAAUGAUGUUCCUGAUCAAUGCCAUCUAUGCCUCAGCCAGCAUUGCCUUCAUGCUGCUGCUGCUACUACUUAUCCACUAUCUAUCCCCCACCAGCAGCUGGGGCUACAUCAGCCAGGCACUCAUAUUCCACCAGGUGCGUAAGUACCUGCUGAUGCUGGAUGUGCGGAAGGACCAUGUGAAAUUCUGGCGGCCGCAGGUGCUGCUGAUGGUGGCCAACCCCCGCAGCAGCACCGGCCUCAUCACCUUCAUCAACGACAUCAAGAAGAGCGGGCUGUACGUGCUGGGGCAUGUGGAGCUGGGAGACCUGGAUGCGCUGCCCUCUGACCCCCUGCAGUCAUGGUACGACUCCUGGCUUUCGCUGGUCGACCGGCUCAAUAUCAAGGCCUUCGUCAACCUGACGCUGGCUGACUCCGUCCGACACGGAGUCCAGCACCUGCUCUUCAUCUCUGGCCUGGGUGGGAUGAAGCCAAACACUUUGGUUCUGGGUUUCUAUGAUGACUGCCCUCCUCAGGAUCAUCUGCAGGACCACCCACUGCUGGUGGGCAGCUCAGUGGACACCCUCUACCCACCCCAGGACCCUGAGGAGAAGCUCCACUUCCAUUUCCCUGCAUUGAGGACUGGCGGUGCCAGUGGGGACAAGGCACUGGGGGCCCAGGAAUACGUGGCUGUGAUUGCCGACGCGGUGAAGAUGCUGAAGAAUGUGGCGCUGGCACGGUACUUCUGCCGCUUCGACCGGGCGGAGGUUCUGAGCAGGCGUGGCGGGGCGGGGGUCUUCGUGGACGUGUGGCCCGUGAACCUGCUCCGCCCGGACAGCACCAGCUACGUGGACACCUGCAGCCUCUUCCUGCUGCAGCUGGCCUGCGUGCUCAACAUGGUGAGGGCGUGGCGCAGGGCGCGGCUCCGCCUCUUCCUGUGCGUGGAGGAGGGGCGGAGCCUGCCCGGCUCGGAGUGGAAGCUGGAGCAGCUCCUCCGUGACCUGCGGAUCGAGGCGGACAUCCACACCGUGCCCUGGGACCAGGUGGUGGCGCUGCACUGGCAGAGGAAAUGCGAGGAGGCUCCUUGCUGCGAGGAGGAGGAUGAUGAGGAAGGCCUGGGGGAUUAUGUCAGCAGCUUCCCCAGCAACACCACCCGGCUCACAGACGAGUACCUGCAGGCAGUGAACCGGCUAGUGCUGGAGCAGGCAUACCCUCCUCCCGCGGUGCGCUUCCUGUACCUGCCCCGCCCGCCGGCCGACACUCGCCGAUACUCCGCCUACCUGCACCAGCUGGAUCUGCUCACCAGAGACCUGGGCCCCACUCUGCUCAUCCACGGGGUCACCCCAGUCAUCACCACUGACCUUUGA